UCAUGUAUACCACACUUCAUGCCUUAUACUCUGGUUGCUCAGCAUUGAGUUUGAGAUUGUUUGCAAUCAGUCAGUCAGUCCCAAAGUGGGGAAAAGAUCUAGGAACAAGAACGGAGACAAAUCUAAUACAUCAGGAAAAGGAUGGAACAGUGAACACUUUCUCAAACCCAAUUGUAUCUGUGCUCUGUCCAGAGUGCCAAGGUACUGGUGUGAACAUUGAGGGAGAUGAGCUUGAGAAGACACCUGCCUCUCAUUCAGAGGUGUUCCAGUUCCAGAUGAACGUGUGUAAUGGAUAUAAAGGAUGGAUGAAAAGUCCUGAGAUCUUGGAGAAGUGCUCAACAGGUUUUGACUUCCCUCCAGAAUCUGGAGAGCCAGUUCAGGUACACAAUAAAUGGCGUGCUCAAAGAGGUGCAAGAAUCUCAUAUGCUUUCUAGUUGUUCUCGCGCUGGUUUUAACACUUGCUGGAAGUUCUCAGGCUAGGCCGCUCCCGCACAUGAAUGUUUCAGGAUUCCAAGCUCGGAAUUCAUCACUCGAGGCAGCUCUUAGGACCCUUUCGGCUAUGUUACCAAAAGGUGCACCCCUGCCACCUUCUGGACCUAGCCCUGGCAUCAACUGAUUCAGUUUUAGACCUUCGACGAUGGCAUUUGCUAAAGUCUCUGCUGAUUCUUAUGCAUGAUAAAUAGGAUGUAUUCUAA
This is a messenger RNA of Populus nigra (black poplar), 695 nucleotides long. RefSeq lists its product as uncharacterized. The record is from RefSeq and is a predicted model, not a curated record. Bases 3 to 434 code for a protein of 143 amino acids. Lineage: Eukaryota; Viridiplantae; Streptophyta; Magnoliopsida; Malpighiales; Salicaceae. The transcript has 3 exons.